AUGUUCACAACAUUGACAGGGCCUUCGAUGUUGUCAAGGAGAUUGCUACUAAGUCGUAGUGUGCUUAAACCUACUACACCUUUACUGCUCCGCUGCUACUCAUCUGACCCAUUCCCAAUCAAACAAACCCAAUCAAAGAAAGUUGGAGAGCCAACAUCUAAAUUCGGCAAAUUAGUCAAAUAUGUUCAAUCUCAGUACUUCCAAGACAAGACUAUGCCGAGGAUCUAUCUCAGUGCUAUAAUAGUGUCAUUUAUUCCGUUGUACUUUUACAUGAGAGAUCGUUAUUACGAAGACAAACAGCUUAAAGUCAUUCGUGAAAAAUAUGCCAAUGAUCCCAAAUCAUUGAGCGAGUAUGAGUAUCUAGCGUUGAAGUCUUUGAGUCAAUCUGAUAAGCUUAGACCGUUGGAGCAGAAAAAGUACAAAAUUUACCAGCUUAUGAGAAAAGAAUUCAGACGUAAGAAUUUCUUGUCCGGGGAGAUGUUCAACCCUACCCCAGAGGAAUUAGACGAAUGGUAUCUGAAACAAGCUAGAUUCAGUAGCAAAAAAAAGAAGGCGCCGGUAUUGCAAGAUGUUCUGGAAGAAUAUAAAGUCAAUUUUGACAAUUCAUCCAUUGCUGCACCUGAAGACACGACAGACUUUUAUGAUUCUAAAGCAAAGGAAUAUGACGACGCUGUUAAAUGGGAAGAACGUGGUAUUUUCAUGGGUAUCAGAAGAAGAUGGUUGAUGUCUCAUGUCAAAGGUGAUGUUUUGGAGGUUUCUUGUGGAACAGGUAGAAACAUCCCUUACUUGUCUUCGUAUAUCGACAAAAUCAGAUCAGUUACAUUCCUUGACUCAUCAAAGAAUAUGGUUGAAGUUACAAAGGAAAAGUUUGAAAAAGCGUUCCCCAAUUUUAAAAAGGUUGCAUUUACUCAAGGAAAAGCUGAAGAUUUAUUGAAAAUGGCACCUGAUGACAAUUCUUUGAAAUAUGAUACUGUUGUUGAAGCAUUUGGUUUGUGUUGUCACGAGGAUCCGGUGCAGGUUUUGAGGAAUAUGGCAAAAUUGCUUAAACCAGGAGGAAGGAUCAUUUUGCUUGAACAUGGAAGAUCAAAGUGGGAUUUCAUCAAUAACCAUUUGGACUUCAGAUCUGAAAAGAGAAUGAAGAAAUGGAAAUGUAGAUGGAACUUGGAUAUUGGAGAGUUAGUUGAUGAGGCUAACCUAGACAUUACUUUGGAGAAAAGAGCACAUUUGAGCACUACUUGGAUGUUGGUGUUGAAACGACCAGAAGACCCCAUUACUUUAGAUGAAAAGCCGUUUUUAGACAAGUUGUUUGGAAGAGAAACAAAAUCAUUCAGAAAAUAA
Lodderomyces orthopsilosis Co 90-125 is the source of this 1338-nucleotide messenger RNA. Its product is annotated as putative RNA methyltransferase. The transcript has a single exon. The record is from RefSeq and is a predicted model, not a curated record. The coding region runs from base 1 to 1338 and encodes 445 amino acids. NCBI's taxonomy places the organism in Eukaryota, Fungi, Ascomycota, Pichiomycetes, Serinales, Debaryomycetaceae.